Rhizophagus irregularis DAOM 181602=DAOM 197198 is the source of this 1214-nucleotide messenger RNA. The record is from RefSeq and is a predicted model, not a curated record. NCBI's taxonomy places the organism in Eukaryota, Fungi, Glomeromycota, Glomeromycetes, Glomerales, Glomeraceae.
GAGAACUUCCGAAACAGAAAAUAAAGAGAAAAAACUUCGAAAGAAAAAAGUAUCUUUAUUAUCAACAGAAAAAGUAAAUGAAAUGUCUAACAAUUUACUCCAAGAUUUAUGUCAAAGUAAAAAUUUAUCCGAGAAGUUCUCAUUAAAACCUCUAACCGCUAUUGAAAACAUUGACGAUAUUAUCGAAUCGUAUAAACCUGUAAAAGAAUUUCUAACAAGCAUUGAAUUUCGGGAAUUGGUAAAUAAAAUAGAUAAAGCUUUUAUCGUAUCACAACUCAAAGCAUUCCUUAAAAAGCGAGAUUUAGAUUAUAAACUAAAGAAAGUUAAGUUAAUUGAAAAAUUAAUUUCCGAAGUUUGGAAAGUUGAAAUAAAAGUUGAGGAACAAUAUAUACAAGCUAAGCCAAUUGAUUUAUUUUUCAUGCUUGGACCAGAUGGGAAAACUUUACGGGAAUUAGAAAGUCAAUCCAAUGUUAAAAUUAAAAUUGACUUAAAAAAUUUAUCAUACACAAUUGCUGGUUCUCCGCAAGAUAUUGAAAAAGCCAAAGAUAUGAUCAAAAGAGUUACGUCUUAUCAGUCCGUUACUAUGGAAUUACCUUCUCACAUUAAAAAUAAUAAUAAGAGUUUGCAAGAGAUUCCGUUUGUGCAAGAUAUCUGCAUGUCAUUGAGAAUAUUUAUCGAGGUUGAUACAAACAAACAGUUGAUUAUUUCAGGACCAUUGCAACAAAAUAUCAAGGAAGCAUCAAGAUUACUUAAUUUUGCUUGGCACCAGCCUGAUCAAAAUGAAACAGAUUUGCUCUUGUGUAACGACACAGCGAAUUUUAAUGAAUACAGUUUUUUCCCUAUUCACGAUUCCGAGACCAUGUCUUUAUAUAACCGAUACCUUAAUUGGCAUCGAGUUGGUAGAGUUGGUCCAAAAGUGUUCUAAUUUUUGAUAGGCCAAUGAGUCAACUUUAAGUGAUCGCUUACAUAUUUUAUACGAAAGCAAAAGUUUCUCGGAGGGGACUUCUUCACGGUUUCUUAAUAUACAAAACAAUUUAACAAACUUGAACAAACUCGGCAUUUUUCUGUUCGAUUUUUUAAAAGAGAGCCAACCAGCUAAAUCGAAAUUUGAAAUUUGUUCCGUAUUUGGAUAUAAUAUUUUUCAUGACGAGAAAAAUGUCGAAAAAAAUUUAUUUGUUCCCCCAUUAUCUGACAAUUUCUCUUAUAAAAUGCUU